AUGUCCAACCACCCACGAAUCUUUCGGGCAAACAGCAGCGACGCCGCCCAAGACAUGUCUGACGCCAACAACCAACGCAGAAAGUCUAACGCAUCCAGCCUGUCAGAAUUCCCAGCAGCAGCAAGCACUUCAAAGAGCAGUAAAAAGGAGGGCCUUUUUGGCAAUGCUGCUGUCAAUGCUGCUGUCAAUGCUGCUAUUAGUGGCCUUGCAAGUACCCCGACUGGCAGUGACCACAACAGUAACCUCGGGUUUAGACCUGUGAAAUGGGACAACAGUACAGGCUUUGAUAGUGCCUUCUUAGUCAAUGGAAAGCACGCGCUCACUCAUCAAUCCGGUCUUAAUUUUAGCAGCCCUCCGUCUAUGACCUCGACACCGCCCGUCGCCAUGUUUGAGUUCACCCCAGGGAACUCCUCGUUCGGCCCAGCAGAAACAAACCCUGUCAACAACAGUCAUAAAAGUCGUGUUAGCGACAUGGGAUCCCCAUUCGGCUCUGGUGCUGUUCUAAACAACUUGUUUGGAAAUACUCCAUCUGCCACGAUCGGCGGCGAUACGCCUGGGCAGCCCACGACAAACGAAAGGGAAGAAGGAACCCCCGAUGAGUCGACACUGCCACCUGGUUUCGCUUCUCCAGAAGAGUUGGAUUUUCUUUUAAAGCCUCGUGAUGCACUGCGUCACUUUGGUUCUGUCUAUCUGGGCAGGAAUAGUGGUGCCAGGCGCUCAGCUUCUUUCCCCAAAGCCCAUGGCAAGCCGAAUAGCAAACCGCGUCCUGUGGCUGCAACAGGGUCAGUGCAAGUGACGCCAGCACCUCCCCAGAAUAACCAGCAGCAACAACUCCAAGAACAACACCAGCCUUGGUCACUUCUCGAUGACAAUUCAAAACCGCUGCUGAAUAUUGCUACUACCAGCCUACCUCAACUAUCAACAUCUCGCACUUCUGCCGAGCAGAAAACCUCUCCAGAGUGGCUCGGCAUCAUCAAUACCGAACUCAAAUCUUUGACGCAACACAUCAAAAUCUCGGGUACAGGCCAACAAGCCAAACUAUACGAAAUCGCGGCUUUACUCGGGGAGAUAAAAAAACAGCAAAAGAAAGACUCUGAAGCGUUGGCCAAGGCUCUCCAGACCAGAGAAGAUCAGAACAAGAAGGGAUUGGAUGGAUUUGUGGAUGAUUCGUUGAAAUUCAUGGUUGAAGUCUUGCUCUUGUGCUUUCUCUGCAUUGGUAUUCUGCUACAGUACCAAUCAUACUCUUUCCAGGCGGAGAAACUGUUUAGCAAAUUGACAUGA
Molecule: messenger RNA, 1281 nt
Organism: Talaromyces rugulosus
Lineage: Eukaryota; Fungi; Ascomycota; Eurotiomycetes; Eurotiales; Trichocomaceae
Exons: 2
Coding region: 1-1281 (426 amino acids)
Source: RefSeq, a predicted model, not a curated record